Messenger RNA from Solanum lycopersicum (tomato), 624 nucleotides. RefSeq names its product vegetative cell wall protein gp1-like. The record is from RefSeq and is a predicted model, not a curated record. NCBI's taxonomy places the organism in Eukaryota, Viridiplantae, Streptophyta, Magnoliopsida, Solanales, Solanaceae.
AUGGUUAAUCCACUUGUUUCUUACUCUGAUGACGAAAGCUUGUCUGAUAGUGCAUUUUCUCAGGGGGAAGAGAACCUAGUUGUUGAUGUUGUACCAAAUCUUGAGGAAGAAAGACAACUGCCACCCAAACCACCUACAUCCUCAUCCAAAUCAGAUCUGCCUCCAUCUCCACCACCAACAACUCCAUCUCCACCACCAAAAACUCCAUCUCCACCACCAAAAGCUAUAUCUCCGCCACCACAAGUAACUUCUUCACCAUCUCCAGCUAUAGAAGCAUCUUCACCUGUCGUUGAAAACUCCCCACCACCACCCAUCAUCGAAUCUCCACCAUCACCAGUCCAAGAAACCCCAUUAUCACCGGUCCAAGAAACCCCACUAUCACCAAACCCAGAAUCUCCCACAACCACUGUCCCAAAUAAUCCCCCUCCUUCCCUAUCUCACCACACAACUCCUCAAAAUCCACCACCAUCCCCAAUCCAUGAUGAUAUUCUUUUGAGCUCCCUUCACCCUAAAAAACUAAGGAGGCCAAGAAAGCACAUUGCAGUUAAACAGGUUCGUCCACACCGGCCAGUGACAAGGAGUGCGCAUGUGGUCAAGCCAACUGAUGAUGCAACAUCUGGGUGA